This is a messenger RNA of Spirometra erinaceieuropaei, 3385 nucleotides long. The record is from the annotation of a GenBank genome assembly. Lineage: Eukaryota; Metazoa; Platyhelminthes; Cestoda; Diphyllobothriidea; Diphyllobothriidae.
AUGCAUUAUCAGCUGUUGGUUGUUGUCCAAUUUGUUUUCAUUAUAUACGACAUCUUUGCAAAUUCAAUCGCUGAUCAUAUUGGUUCCCUCAAUGUUCGGUUGCUUGUCGUUUACAUGUAACUCCCAUUUUGGGCAUUUAAACAUUGCUUUCAGCCUUCAAGACUUGAUUGUUGUAUUCGCCGUCAUAGUUAUCGCCUUACAGCUCUUUAACACAUAUCUAUUUCAAGCUGGAUUCAUGCGACUAUUAUUCACACAACUGAGGGGGACUUUUCUUGUUGUUUUUAUAUACUUCGCUCUUUGUGUUGCAGCACAUUCCUGGGGCUUGGUAAGUUGGUGUAGUUUAUUUCAAAAUGCCCAUCACAUGUAGAUUUUGAGAUGGAACAAUACAAAACAAUUGGUCUCAAAUCCAGGUUACCUUGCACUUGUUGCCGGCCAGCGUACAUGUAACUCUUUUUGUAUUCAUAUUAGCCUUUUGCAGAGCCUAAGGGGGGCACGAUUUCGGAAAGAUCUAUGAUAUUUUACUGAGCUGGUUUACGAAAUAUAAAUAACAAGUCAGGUAACAUCUCAGCCGUGAAGAUGCUGCGCAUGCCUACGGUUCGCAGUCGGGGUAGAGACUUAAAUUAAUUGCGUGUGUACACACCUCGACUGCUUAUAAGCAGUCGAGGUGCGUACACACGGGAAUGUAUACAUUCCCAUUAAUUGUACAAGAAGCAAGGUAAUUAACUGCCAACUGACAGGUAGCCGAAUGUCUCACUUAAUCGACCUACCGGUAGAAGUUUUGCAGUUGACGACAGCAAAAAAUAUGCUAUCUCAGUGCAAACUACUGCCUUUAUGGCUUAGUUUGAACGGAUGGCGCCCCAACUACAGUGGAAAUCUGACCUUCUGGGUUUUUCGAAAUCCUCAAAGUGUCAUGACAGUUGUCUGACUGUGUAGCAAAAUUCGCCUAUCAUAAAUAUUCAUUUUUGGGACUUCUCGCACAAAUCAUAUGGCUUGUGAACUCGUAUAGUUUUAUAUCAUAAGCAUGCAAAAAAUUGUGUUUACUUUUAAUUUCCUCUUCACCUUUAAGACCAUGUUUUCCGUUAGAAUGUUUACAGCGCUGAAAAAUUAACAAAAUGGCUUAUCUUUAAAUUUUUCGGCGGACAAGUUAUUUGGAAGAAUUUUGACCUAACUGGUGCUACCAAUCGUUUACAAAAUUUCUGUUAAGACAGCUAGGAUACCAGCUGAUAAACCGGAUCCAUCUGACUGAGGAUUACGUUAUACUUAUGUUGGGUAGUCAGAGGCAACGUUUAAUAAACCAUUUGGGGUGCUAGUAUGUCAUUGGAUAUUGUCGAGCAAUAUGUCCAACGUAAGCGUUAUUGGCAGGCAACAGUGAUAAAUAGUUUUCUGGCAUUCAGCCCCUGCAUGGAUCGAGUCGACCAUAUGGUUUUCUUUGACAGUGGAAUUCACCGUAAUAUCAUAUUAACAAACCUACCUCUUAUAUUUGAAGACUUCUCUAACACCAGCAUUUCCAACUCCACCUCCACCACUCUCUUUAAUACUGGUGGCAUCGAACGUCAAAAGGCCACCAGUUAACACCCUGUUUUAAAUGCAAUGGUGCGUUUGUACUACACAUCGGCCUAAUCGGACAUUUACAACUCCUCCGCACUAAGACUGGCGUAUUGGUUCCAGUGUCAUAAAUGCAUCCUAUAAAUACUACAACUUCCUGUGCGUUAAUCACCCGUAUCUGCCACUUUCUCUGAUGACGACUUCGAGCGAGAAUCCGAAACGUCAGGCGAAUAAAGCUCUUGCUCCAGCGAGCGCUUCUACUCAUUAUCAACUGUUCCUGGAACUCGUAUCUUGGUUUGUAUCAACUAUUAUCAAAGGCAGAAAAAACUGUUUUGGUAAUACCUAAGCAAAUGAGUUCUUAAGUUAAUGAUGAUUAGGCUACGGAAUCUGUCUUAAUCUAUCGGGUCUGGGAAUGCCCGUUCGGACGAACAGUGACAAGAAUGUGGACUACGCAAAAAGAAAUUAUAACAGUAUUUAAAAAGGCAGUUAAUCCUCCAACUUAUUUACACUGCUCAAUAGUAUUUUAGAUCUUUGCCGCUUUUCUCUAUACUCCAUUGACUACAGCACAUUCCAUAAUGUUGUCAAAUAUUCUCACAUGAUCACGACGGGUAUGACCAAAUCUCGUUAUUUGUUAGCUUCUUUAUGAUCUGCAGGUAUUAGCAUUGGUCACGUUGGUAAUUUUCUAGACUUUCUUUAUAUUCUCCGACUCAUCUAGUGAAAAUUUGAUCGUGUUCUUACUAAUUUUUGGAGUUCGAGUGACAUGUUAUUGACUUCAGGACACAAGUUUCGUUUAUUUGUUCGUUGUUUUUACUAAACUAAGUAUUUUAACGGCAAAAAAACUUAGAAAAACAAUCUUAAUCAAAACUGUCAGCCAAAGUUACGCGUGCUGGACCGUUUCUUGCAUAAAAAUUACGACGUACCAUAACGAGGCCUAGUCAAAUGUUCUUACUGCCUAUGGAAGAACAAUGUGUCUCGGAAUGUUAUAGAAGAUUCAGUUUACGUUCACCUUGACAAAUCGGCUUUAUUUAGGCACCGAAAAAUCGUAAUAGUGUAAUUUCUUAGUUCUUCGGCAUCUGCUUAUGUCUUUUUCUAGUCUACAAAGGCAACUAUUUGAUAUUCCUAUCAUAGAGUCUUCGCGAACAGAUUGUUGCUUUAUAAACACGACAUUCUGAGGUUUUUACGCUCUGUGGAGCAUUUUAGCCUAUUUUGAUUGAUUUUUGCUUGACUAAUGCUUUACCAGUCACCAGUUGGAUCUGCACUCUGGAACACUUGAUCUUAACAAAGUGCCUGCUGUUAGUUUCGAUUUUGCAAUGAGUAGGGGCCUGAAUGUUAAGCUUCUGCAGUGCAGACAUGCUUCUCAGAGUCUGCAGUCAGUUACAAGUAAAUGCAAGAGUAUUAUUAUUUUUAUAUUGCAUUUCGGGACAGACUAGGGCUCAGGACGUAACUGGUGGUGUUCUGUUGGUGGUUAGUUAUUGCAUACCGGUCUCUCUGACGCCCUGAUUGUGAUAUUGUCUAUAGCGAGCUUUAUUCACAAAAUAUGAUAUGAUUGCUGAUAACAGAGUUUAUCACUGUCUUUUUUUGUAAAACUUUAGCUUAAUCUUGGGACGUUUCUCGCCCAAAUCUGUACUUUAGGACAUAUUUGGGUCUUUGUGGUUGAACCUCUUAAAUACCUGUUCACCUUCUCAACUGCUCACUUCAGUGAGAUUGAAACUGAUUCCUUCCCUAUUUAGGGUCAAUUGUAUAUUAUCACUUCUUCAAACGAACGAUCUACUUCCUGGGUGACCGCAAACUUUACUGUGAUGGUGUCUGGAUCCGUUCCAAACUGGAAAGCAAAAACUAA